AUGUCCCCAUUGCAUCCAUCCAAGGACGCCCUCCAGGGAAUGUUUUACAGCCCACUCUCAGCAACAAACCGCACUCCGUAUCAGGCUCGUGCUGAACUCUUUCCCAUUCACUCCUCUGUCAUUGAAGAUGCCAAGGGUAAAGCUAAGAAGUUGAGCGCUGAAGCAACAGUCGAGUUUGAAAAGGCGAGCGCAAAGGCUCAAGCCAAGACUGGAAAGAUCGAGUUGUACUCUGGUAGAUACUAUGCUGCCUGUACGUUUGGCGGUUUGAUGGCUUGUGGACUCACCCACGCUGCUGUAACCCCUCUAGAUCUUGUAAAAACUCGUCGUCAAGUUGACUCCAAGCUCUACACCAGCAACUUCCAGGCCUGGGGCAAGAUCUAUCGUGGUGAAGGCAUCCGUGGCAUCUUUACUGGAUGGAGUCCUACGCUUUUUGGCUAUUCUGCCCAGGGUGCCUUCAAAUAUGGUUGGUAUGAGUACUUCAAAAAGACCUACUCGGAUAUGGCUGGCCCCGAGGCGGCCACUAAGUACAAAACUGGUCUGUAUCUUGCCGCAUCUGCCUCAGCUGAGUUCCUCGCCGACCUUGCACUCUGUCCCUUCGAAGCUGUCAAGGUACGCAUGCAAGGUUCGAUCCCAAACCCUUAUACCGGAACGGUACAAGGAAUCGGUGCCAUCACAGGCAAGGAGGGUGUUGCUGGCCUCUACAAGGGCUUAUACCCACUCUGGGGUCGCCAGAUUCCUUACACAAUGAUGAAGUUUGCUUCCUUUGAAACUAUUGUCGAGAUGAUCUAUGACCGUCUUCCCGGUCAGAAGAGCGACUACAGCAAGGCUGCUCAAACUGGUGUAUCUUUCACUGGUGGCUACCUCGCCGGAAUUCUGUGUGCUAUUGUAUCCCAUCCCGCCGAUGUCAUGGUCAGCAAGCUGAACUCGAAUCGUCAACCUGGAGAAGCAUUUGGUAGCGCCAUGGGUAGAAUUUACAAGGACAUUGGUUUCGGUGGCCUUUGGAACGGCCUUCCUGUGCGAAUUGUCAUGAUCGGUACUCUGACUGGCCUCCAGUGGAUGAUUUAUGACUACUUCAAGAUCUUUAUGGGUCUCCCAACCACAGGCGGUGGUCCACCUCCAGCUAAGAAGCAGGAAUAA
Messenger RNA from Fusarium pseudograminearum CS3096, 1137 nucleotides. RefSeq lists its product as uncharacterized. Gene Ontology annotation, biological process: mitochondrial phosphate ion transmembrane transport. NCBI's taxonomy places the organism in Eukaryota, Fungi, Ascomycota, Sordariomycetes, Hypocreales, Nectriaceae. Gene Ontology annotation, molecular function: phosphate transmembrane transporter activity. Gene Ontology annotation, cellular component: mitochondrial inner membrane. The transcript is spliced from 3 exons. Bases 1 to 1137 code for a protein of 378 amino acids. The record is from RefSeq and is a predicted model, not a curated record.